CGCGCGGCCCGAGAUUUUUACCGCAAUGCAUCAGUCCGCGCGUUGAUGCGAGCGUCACCGGGAGCUACAGAACUCACCGAGCGACAUGACAUGACGCAUGAACGACCCAUCACAUCACCGAUCAUAUUCACUCUAAUGCACGAGGAGUAUAUCUGAUCUGAUGCUAUUUAUAAAGGCAAGUUCAUAAACUGCUCUGUCUGCAUGAGAGUCAAUGUGCAUUAAUGUAUAGAGAGAUAUAUAUGAAUGUGCAUUAGGAUCAUGUAAACACUGCUCUCAGGGCUGAAGAUAUUAGAUUGUGUUGUGAUUAAGCAGUUGAUUGUCGUCCGUGGAUUGUUGUAUUAUAAAGCAAUAUAUGAUAGGAAAGCAUUAAACCUCUGUAUGGUGCAAAAACGUCAUUGAGCCAAAGAAUCAGGGGCUGUUCAAGCACACUUCACUGGCCCUUUUGCACAUCUUUAUACUGCAAAAACUUCUAGUUAGAUGCUGCUAGUUUAGUCCUCUGCCUUAAUUACUGGAGCACAUUUAAGGCUCUUCCAAACCCAUGUGAACUCGUCUUAUGGGCCUAAUAUGAAGAUACAUCACUAAAGUCUCACCCAUCAGAACCACUGAGACAGACAGACUGAUGAUGAUGAUGAUGAUGAUGGACAUGUGUGUGAGACAGUUUCUGCUCCUGUGUGUGUUCUGCGCGCUCUCAGUGUCUCUGUGCAGCGGUGCAUGUGCAGAACCGGACUCGGACACUGAGGCAGUGGCAGGUCAAGGCUUCAAACUGGGCUGCAUUUCCUGCAAGAUGCGAGGAGAGGUGGAGGCCACUGCGACCGUCGACUGGCAGUUCAAAGCGCGAGGAGAACCGGACUUUGUGCAUAUUUACAGUUAUGAUGGCGAAAUCUCGACUAUCAUAAACGAGCGUUUUCUGGACCGAAUGGAGUGGGACGGCAGUAAGAAGACACAUGACCUGCAGGAUGCUUCUAUUUUUAUCAAUAAUGUCACCUUCAACGACUCCGGCGUUUAUCGCUGCAUCUUCAACCGAGUUCUGUUCUACGAGCACUACGAGUUCUCCACCGUCGCCAGUAAAGAGGUGCACCUUACUGUGGUGGGCAAAGCCACUCGAGGUACAGCGUCGAUCGUGUCAGAGGUCAUGAUGUAUGUGUCCAUCAUCGGCCUGCAGCUCUGGCUGUUAGUGGAGAUGAUCUACUGCUACAGGAAGAUCGCAGCGGCAGGAGAGGAAGCGCUGAGAGCCAGCGCUGCGGAGUAUUUAGCGAUCGCAUCAGAGAGUAAAGACAACUGCGCUGGUGUACAGGUAGCAGAAUAACACAGAUUUUCUUAUUCCUGAACCUUUCCUCUGGACUGCUAUCAUUCCUCCUGUGACCUUCACAAAGUCCCUCAACCUUUUCUUACCUCUUUACCGGACUCUAUUUCGCAUGACUUUAAUACUAUGCAUGGUUAAAGGCCCGCACGAUCAGACCGGCAUUUACGGCAAACAGUCUACCACAUACAUUUGAAGCCCAAUGCACAAUGUCCUCUAUUUACUUUGUAAAUUGCAAUACUUUGAUUUUGCACUAGAGAUCAGUAAAGAGCAAGAAAUUCUUUAUUGAUCUUGACGUAUUGAGGCCAUAUAUGUAAUAUAGUGUAAUAUCAGACACCAUGCAAUCCUAUAGUUGCAUGAGCCAACAGUAAAUGAAAAUGCAAUUUAAUUUUGGAUGCCUCAGGCACUGUAAACGGACUAAACGAGCUUGAUAGAGUUUAUAAUCUUUAGUGUUUAUAUUUUAUUUUGAAAUCCAUAUAGUGCUUAAGGGUUAUUAUGAGUUAUGUGAGCACAUACUGUAUAUAAGAACACAACUGUAGUUGUGAAUGUAGCACUAUACUGUAGGCAUGUUCACAUGCUGCUCUUCCUGAACCGAAUGUUUGAUUUGUUAGCGAUUACCUCCAUUGUGGGAAAGUGCAUUAAGACAUAUGAUAGCUCAUAUCUCGCUCCGUGAUGUUUAAUGCAUGCCCACACUGCAGCUGAUUAAUGUAAGGAUCCUAUAUCAAACAUACUCGCCUACAAUAGGCCAUUUCUGCACACGAGCGUGCACCGACUGUCACGUGAUGAUAUAAUGUGAUAUUCUGUGUUAAAUGCAGCACUGAAUGCGGGUGGGUGGACGUGUAGAGAGAGAGAGAGAGAGAGAGAGAGAAUGUGCAAAGUAAAAUCAGUUCAAAUGAAUUUUGUGGAGAGUUUUAUUUUUAAUCUAAAGGAAGGGUUUUCAUGGAGGAGAACCAUAUAGGGUGAUUUUACAUAAAUUAGGCCAUUUUUUUCACAUCGAGAUGACUGUAAAAAAAAAAAUGGCCUAAUUUACAUUAUAUUACAAUAUAGACAUUUUCAUUAAAUUGAAUAAAAAUACAUAAUCGUUGACACUUUGCCUUGUAUCUGUUAAUGCAGUACCUAGUUUCUAAAUAUCCCAUUUUAGUAACUGUCUUUAAAGUAAUGUUCCACAAUGCAAGUUAUUAUUUUGAGUAUUUAAAAGAAACAAAUGUGUGUUCCUGUGAGACACUUACAAUGGAAGUCAAUGGGGUCAAUCUGUAAACGUUCAAAAUGUCACACUGUUUCAAAAGUAUAGACACAAGACAUAAACAGUAUGUGUGUUAACAUGAUUUUACUGUCAUAAAAUCACAUACUAACCGCAUCUGUGGAAAGUUAUAGACAAUUUUACAACUUCGUUGCCAUGGCGACAUCACCUUGUAAUCCUGGUAUUGGAUAUAAUGUUACACAGAAAGGGUGAGUAAGUAAUUUUGUCACACUAAAAUCAUGUUAACAUGUUAAGUGUUCAUUAUAUAUAGCAACAAAGAUUAAGAACUUUUUAAGCAUGAACUUCAAAAUAUUACCCCUCCUAUGGGUACUGAAAAAUGGCAAAAAUGGUCAUUUUUGACCGGAAGUGUCAGAUGUGUAACCACUUUUUUGUAUUUUAUUUUUUGAUGAUGAUGAUGAUGAUAAUGAUACCAUUUCCUGAAGUAAGAACAAUAAAAGUAUGCAUUUCUUUGGGGAUUUUAUGCUAUUUUAUUCUUAUUUAUAUGUAAAUGUACAUGUAUUUACACUCCGUGGCACCUGCUAUAGCUUAUAAGUAAAUGAUAUUAUUAUUUUAAUAUGAUUGUGUGUUAUCUUUACAAUGUGUCAUCAUGUAUCAAUCCUAAAGUAGAAAAACGUCAUAUUUAUUCGCUGUUUUAAAUUUUACAGGUAAAUAAAAUAAGUAUAUUUUAUUUAACUUUUCAAAGCAUGAAAACAAUUAAUGAGCCUAAUUAAAGUUGAUUUACACUCUUUUUAUUGUUGAUUCUGUUGGGACGUUUGGUUUCUUCUUGUUUGGUGAAGUCUGAAGUUAAUUUUCAAUGCAGAAUUACCCGUUCAUGAUUAAAAAAUUAAAUAAUAAUCUGUUAAUUGUAACCAUCAUUGUUUGUGUGUGGCAUUGUUUUUUGAUUUUCUCACCUGUAAUGCAAGUUGCUAUUUGUGUAAGGCUUCAUACUGUAUGUCAUGUGAGAUAUAAACAUGUACAAAAUGUGAAGUGUUUGCAUAUAAUGCUCAUUUAAGUUUUUAAGUACCAUUACAUCAGAUUUGUAAGUAAAAGUUAAUGUAUUAACUGAAAUGUUUAAGUAUAUAAUCCUCACUUUAUUUAUACAGGUAAUUAUGUCAUGAAGUUAUGUAGAUUUUACUGAAAAACUGUGUACAAAACCUUGCUGAAUUAAACUGAGUAUAGAUUAUAGUCA
Molecule: messenger RNA, 3729 nt
Organism: Myxocyprinus asiaticus (Chinese sucker)
Lineage: Eukaryota; Metazoa; Chordata; Actinopteri; Cypriniformes; Catostomidae
Product: sodium channel subunit beta-1-like
Exons: 6
Coding region: 620-1306 (228 amino acids)
Biological process (GO): sodium ion transport; cardiac muscle cell action potential involved in contraction; regulation of heart rate by cardiac conduction
Cellular component (GO): voltage-gated sodium channel complex
Molecular function (GO): sodium channel regulator activity
Source: RefSeq, a predicted model, not a curated record